This is a messenger RNA of Aspergillus niger, 2970 nucleotides long. RefSeq lists its product as uncharacterized. Gene Ontology annotation, cellular component: mitochondrion. The record is from RefSeq and is a predicted model, not a curated record. Gene Ontology annotation, molecular function: leucine-tRNA ligase activity; aminoacyl-tRNA deacylase activity; ATP binding. Bases 1 to 2970 code for a protein of 989 amino acids. Lineage: Eukaryota; Fungi; Ascomycota; Eurotiomycetes; Eurotiales; Aspergillaceae. The transcript has 3 exons. Gene Ontology annotation, biological process: mitochondrial translation; leucyl-tRNA aminoacylation.
AUGCAAUCCCUACUACGUUUUCGAUUGAGCCCGACACGGUCGGCGCUCCCACACCCAGCCCGAUGGAACUGCGCAUCCCGUCCGAUUUUACGACCGACUGCUGUUCCCUCUCGAUAUGCGACAACCACCGCAUCUGCAACCUCGAUCUCCAAGAAGCUCGAUUUAUUGGCCUUGGAUAAGAAGUGGCAGGAAAGAUGGCAAACAGAUUCCUUGAAGAAGCCCUCCAAGACAUCGGCGGACGGAGACGCAAAACCCAAAUCAUACAUCCUAUCUAUGUUCCCCUACCCUUCCGGGACGUUACACAUGGGGCACCUGCGCGUGUACACUAUUUCCGAUGUGCUGGCUAGGUUUUACCGGAUGCGCGGACAUGAGGUCCUUCAUCCAAUGGGUUGGGAUGCGUUUGGCUUGCCGGCGGAGAAUGCGGCGAUUGAACGGGGGAUAGACCCCGCGGAAUGGACCGAGUCGAAUAUAACAAAGAUGAAAGAGCAAUUACGAAGUAUUUCAACCUCUUUCGAUUGGGAUCGGGAACUAGCAACGUGCGCACCGGAGUUCUACGAACAUACCCAGCGGAUUUUCCUUAUGCUAUAUGAGAAGGGCCUCGCAUACCAGGCUGAAGCGCUAGUCAAUUAUGACCCGGUUGAUAAGACAGUGCUGGCUAAUGAGCAGGUCGAUGCCAAUGGCUUCUCUUGGCGCUCGGGAGCCAAGGUCGAGAAGCUGAAGUUGAAGCAAUGGUUCUUCCGUAUCACGGAUUUCAAGGAGAUGCUCCUGAAGGAUCUUGACUCUUUGGCGGGCGGCUGGCCGGAGCGCGUUCUUUCCAUGCAGCGGAAUUGGCUUGGGAAAUCGCAGGGUGCCAAGAUCAAGUUCCCUGUGGCCGUCAAUGGCAAUAAUGGCACAGACAUCGAUAUCGAUGUCUUCACCACGCGACCAGAUACUCUUUACGGAGUCGAGUACCUCGCUCUUUCUCUGGAUCAUCCCAUUGUCCUGGAGGCGGCGAAGAAGGAUCCGGAACUGCGCAGAUUUCUGGAUACUGCCGCGUCGCUUCCGCCCGACUCUAAAGCUGGCUACAAACUGUCUACUGUCACUGCUUCCCACCCUCUGCAUGUUAUUGACAAGGAGAGCCCCCAUGUCGCCCGUCAGUUGCCUGUAUUCGCGGCGCCUUACGUCCUUAGCGACUACGGUGAGGGCGCAGUGAUGGGAGUCCCAGGCCACGAUGCUAGAGACCUUGCAUUUUUCAGAGAUAAUGUGAACCCCGAUUCCAUACCCGUUGUCGUUGGACCCCAAGAGGAAGCCGGGGCAGACGGUGGUGACGCGAGCAUCGUUCCCUCCGCGGAUGCAAAGGCUUUUACGCAAGAGGGAUAUUUGAACUCCUUGUGCUGGAAGUACGAGGGUCUUCACUCUCGCGAGGCCAAGAAGCAGAUCGUCACCGAUCUGAAGCAGGUCGGACGCGGUGACUUUGUCGAACAAUGGAGGCUCAGAGACUGGUUGAUCAGCCGACAGCGCUACUGGGGGGCUCCCAUCCCGAUUAUCCACUGCGGCGAUUGCGGCCCUGUACCUGUGCCAGAUGAUCAGCUCCCAGUCAAGCUGCCCAAGAUUGAAGGGGACUGGCUGAAGGGCAAGAGAGGAAAUCCUCUCGAGUCAUCCCAUGAGUGGGUGAACACGAAAUGUCCGAGCUGUGGCGGGCCUGCUAAGCGGGAUACGGACACCAUGGACACCUUUGUCGACUCUUCAUGGUACUUCCUCCGUUUCUUGGACCCGAAGAACAAGGAACAGCCGUUUUCGCCGUCGGCUGCGCGCCCGGUGGAUGUCUACAUCGGCGGUGUCGAGCAUGCAAUUUUGCACCUGCUAUAUGCCCGAUUCAUCUACAAGUUCCUCUCCCAGUCCGAACUAUUCCCGGAAAUCGCUCGAGCUGGAAACGUUGCGACGCCGUUUGAACCAUUCAAGACUCUCCUCUCCCAAGGUAUGGUGCACGGCAGGACGUAUUCGGAGCCGUCUACGGGGAGAUUCCUGCACCCCUCCGAAGUGGAUCUUUCCAGCCCCGACAAGCCACUGAUCAAGGGCACCCAAAUCACGCCCAAUGUGUCCUUUGAGAAGAUGUCCAAGAGCAAGCACAACGGAGUCGAUCCGACCGGAUGUGCGUUGAGAUACGGUGCCGAUACUACUCGGGCCCAUGUCCUUUUCUCAGCUCCGGUCAGCGAGGUGCUGGAAUGGGACGAAACGAAGAUCGUGGGCAUUGAGCGCUGGUUUGGUCGACUCUGGAAGUUGGUGAACGAUGCGCAGCAGAGCCUGGCUUCGUUCUCGUUUACACUGCAGCCAGCCGACUUGAAAGCCACCUCCGGCCACGCGACUGGCUUGCCCAGCUCUCUACAGGAUCUGAGCGACAGUGAUGCGGACGCUGUGCUUGCCACCCACCGCACCAUUUCCUCUGUCACGAGCUGUAUUGAGAAAAAUCCAUACGGGCUGAAUACUGUCAUCUCCGACCUGACCAAGCUGACCAACUCGUUGUCGUCGUCGACGCCCAGUUCACCGCAGGUCCUCUACCUAUCUAUUUCUUCCCUGCUCCGGCUGCUUUCGCCGAUCGCGCCCGCGCUGGCGUCCGAAUGUUGGGAGAUCCUCAAUGGUCCCGUGACUGCGGGGAAGCCAUCCACCAAUGUCCCCGCCAUCUUUGACUGUCCCUGGCCAACUCCUCUGCUGAAGCCCGAGGAGGCCGAUAUUCUGUCUGCGCGCGGUGGCCAAGUGGUCGCCGUCCAGAUCAAUGGCAAAUUGCGAUUUACGAUCACGAUCCCCCGGCGGCUCUCCCCCACGACCGCGCCCGAAGCUAGCGGCACGGUCACGGAGGAACAAGACUGGAUUAUCAAUCGGAUCUUGGAGACGGACGAAGGACAAUUCUGGCUGCGGAAGAAGAACGACUGGGACAAGCGGAGACGGGUGAUUGUCGUCAAGGGGGGCAAGUUGGUGAAUGUGGUGUUUUAG